Messenger RNA from Argentina anserina (silverweed cinquefoil), 1021 nucleotides. Its product is annotated as photosynthetic NDH subunit of lumenal location 4, chloroplastic. Gene Ontology annotation, cellular component: chloroplast. NCBI's taxonomy places the organism in Eukaryota, Viridiplantae, Streptophyta, Magnoliopsida, Rosales, Rosaceae. The coding region runs from base 49 to 768 and encodes 239 amino acids. Gene Ontology annotation, molecular function: peptidyl-prolyl cis-trans isomerase activity. The record is from RefSeq and is a predicted model, not a curated record. The transcript is spliced from 5 exons.
UCAAGUGUUGGCAUAUUUGCGAAGCCACACAAACCCGCAAAGCUCCAGAUGAUAGCAUUAGCUAUACACCCAACAAUGACACUCUCUGCUCUCACUAUUGCUCCAAAGCUUCACCCCCACAUUCCCAAAACCUCAUUCCCUCCUUCUUCUUCUUAUUCUUCUUCCUGUUCAUGCUCUUGUUCCUCAUCAACUGAAAACAAUGCUAGAGUGAGUUUGGAACCAAAUGCUGUGAGUAAAAGGAAUGUGCUCAAUGUGGGUAUUGGGUUGUUAGCAGCUUCAGUUAUGGCAUUGUCACCUUUGGAAGCUAAUGCCACGAGAAUUGAGUACUACGCCACCGUGGGCGAGCCUCUGUGUGAGAUGAACUUUGCUCGUUCUGGCCUUGGUUUCUGUGAUUUGUCUGUCGGGUCGGGUGUGCAACCUCCACGUGGCGAGCUCAUCAAUAUCCACUACACUGCAAGAUUCAGUGAUGGGACAGUCUUUGACAGCACCUACAAACGUGGAAGACCUCUCACUAUGCGUAUUGGUGUUGGCAAGGUCAUUAAAGGCUUGGAUCAAGGAAUUUUUGGUGGUGAAGGUGUGCCUCCGAUGCAAGUAGGUGGGAAACGGAAACUUCACAUUCCUUCAAAUUUAGCAUAUGGGCCAGAACCUGCCGGAUGCUUUGCAGGUGACUGCAAUAUACCUGGAAAUGCUAUUCUUGACUACGAUAUUAAUGUUGUUGGCAUCUACUCGGGAAAUAGACCAUUACCUACAAGCCUACUUGGGAAGUAAAGCAUUGCCUAUUGAGUGCAUGUCCUGAUUUUCCAUGAGGUAAAGCACAAUUUGAGACAGGAAUGGAAUAAGAUCACCUUUUUUCACGCUGGGCUUGCAGAUCAAAGAUCCACACUCCUUUGAUGAAAGAUAGCCUCAGCAUUCUAUGUUGCGAAACCGGUAGCACCCCGACUCUUAGCUAUAUCUUUUUAAAUUCUGGAUAGUGUAUAUAGCAUUCAUUACCUUUGUGGUCUAUAUAAUAACACACUGAAAC